AGCCGCAUGGAGACAGACAUGGACGACGCGAAAACGUCAAAAUAACAACGCGGAGAUUUCGGAGAACAAUAAGAACAUGACUGAUGAGAAGAACGAAUGAAAUAUACGAGAGAGGUAACGCAUCGAGAGAAUUCGAGCGACAAACCGAAGGUAUCUAAUCCUUUGAGAAGAAAGAAUCGAAACCGGAAAAAAAAAUCGGAACGUUUUCGGUUUAUCAAACGACGGAGAGAUGUUUAUAGUCACGAAGGAGAUCGACAGUGAGAACAUCGGCAAAUUGUGCCGUACGUGCUUGCGGGAAGACGGCGACAAGAUGGUAUGUUUGUUCGUGGGACCAGCCGGUUCCUCGCUCGCUGCUAAACUGCGAUCUCUCUCUUGUUUGGAGGUCUGGCAGGGAGACGGCUUGCCUGAAAAGAUGUGCGACCGUUGUGUCACCAGGGCGGAGUCGGCCCUUUUGUAUCGAGAGCAGUGUCGCGCCGCCGACAGGGCUUUGAGGCAGGCAGCGUUGAAGGUAUCCAGGUUGACGUCGUACACCACCGUCCCUGGCUGCAAGCUCUAUCAGAAUCAACAGAGUCAGGGAUUCGUGCCCGUACCGAAUUCUCACAGGACCCUGAAAUGCGUGGAAUGCGGCGCUGGGUUUAUGAGUUAUCAAGAGCUCUGUGCCCAUAAUCGACUACACUUGCCCUUCGUUCAGGAUAACAUACCCAUGCAACAUAUGCACAUCGUGGAGUCCCAGAAUCCGUAUCUUAAUUUUACUCACGUCAGUUCGAGCUUCGCGAACGAUGGUAUGCCAAAUACGCAAUUAUCUCCCCUAGUCAGACCAAAUACGAUGCAUCCUAUGUCAAUGAACGAAGAAAGUUCGAGUCGACCUGCCUGUGCCUUACAUUGCUCUCUGUGCAAUCACACUUUUACCAAUAGAAGACAGUUGAUAAGUCAUAAUAUUACGCACAGCACGGAGAGCGUCGAUAUGUCGUGCGACAAUGAAAACAUAGAGAUUUGUGAAAAUUCGAAUCAUAUCCCGCAAAACUUGAGCUACGAAAGAUCCAUUCAUUCCGUUGAUAAUCCUAUUCAGAACUUGUCUUAUCAGAGAUCCACCGUGGACGACACCGACGGGAUGCAGAACAUAAACUUUCCAGAAAAUAUUGAUCUCGACGGCGUCCAGGAAAGCAGCUCGGAACGCAUGCAGAAUGUAACGAUACACUCCGAGAACGAUGUAUCGAUCGCCGAAAACUUGAGAUUUAUAAAAUCGCCCGGGAAAGACCGGCAACUCGCGAUUGAAUAUCACGGAUGUCCGAGCGACGACAAUUACAAGCAACCUCUCGAUAUAAAAGCUGCGGAAGAUAUCCACGCUAAGAAGCAUCAGUGUGAGAUAUGCUCGAGACAAUUUUCGCAAAAGUCAAAAUUAUUUGCUCAUCAAUUGUCUCACACUGGCCAGCAACCAUUUAAAUGUCUGAGCUGUGGCAAAAGUUACGCAUCGAAGAGUAAACUCAGCGCGCAUAUGAGACUACACACCAAAACCAACGUACAUCAGUGUAAGGUGUGCGAUAAAAUAUUUUCCUAUCCGUCGUACUUGGAGGAGCAUAUAAAGGUCCACAAUAAAAGUGAUGAUACAUCGCAGAGCAAGGACUACGAAUGUAACACCUGUAACAAGCGUUUCCGGCUUUUAAAAAAUUUGAAAGCUCACGAAAGACUACAUACUGGAAGGGGUUUGGUGCAAUGCGAAAUUUGUGAUAAAAAAUUUAGCCAUAAUUAUAAUCUAAAAAUGCACUUGCGAACGCACAAGACGUCGAGGGUGCACAAAUGCGAGUAUUGCGACAAACGUUUCGUGCAGAAGGGUAAUCUGGUCGAGCAUUUGCGAAUUCACACUAAAGUGAAACCUUUCGCGUGUAAGCUGUGCGGCAAGAGAUUCGCGCAAUCGAGUCAUCUUAAAAGUCACGAAGCCUCGCACGGCACGUUGAGGCAACACCAAUGCCGAUUAUGCGGAAAGAGAUUCAAGCUGGCCAAUCAUUUGAAACGGCAUUUAAAUUUACAUACUGGUUCGAAGACUUAUAAGUGCAAUCAGUGUAACCAAAUGUUUUCGCAGUCCUUUAGUCUGACGAGACACUUAAAGAAGCAUAACGAAUCACAUAUCUAAUUUAUAUAAUUGU
Temnothorax curvispinosus is the source of this 2144-nucleotide messenger RNA. Its product is annotated as zinc finger protein 808-like. Gene Ontology annotation, biological process: regulation of transcription by RNA polymerase II. The record is from RefSeq and is a predicted model, not a curated record. Gene Ontology annotation, cellular component: nucleus. Gene Ontology annotation, molecular function: DNA-binding transcription factor activity; zinc ion binding; RNA polymerase II cis-regulatory region sequence-specific DNA binding. The coding region runs from base 230 to 2131 and encodes 633 amino acids. The transcript is spliced from 3 exons. NCBI's taxonomy places the organism in Eukaryota, Metazoa, Arthropoda, Insecta, Hymenoptera, Formicidae.